AUGGAUGCCACAUUCAAGACCAAUGUGCAGGAUCUUGUGUUAGCUAGCCUCGGACUGGUCAUCUUGCACCAGGUUGGCGGAGUGGUGCGCAAUCGAUUCUGGCCGGUAGUUUGUGCUGUGUGUGACAAGGAAGAUGAACCGUGUUAUGCCCUCUUAUGUCGAUCUUUCCAGAAGCUAUUGGAAGCUUCGGGUUUGGAUUGGGAGAAACUGGUGACGAAUGUGGUCAUGGAUGGUGCAGGCGGUGCCAUCAAUGCCACAAGUGCAUGCUUUCCAGACGCUACUUUGCACCGGGACUUAGAACACAUACAGAAAGACGUCAAGCGCACCGGGAGCAAGAAGAAAGUCGACUCAGAGUUGACAUUGGAGAUAACGGACAUCAUCCAGUUCAGCGCGAAAAUCGCACAUCCACUACAGUUCCAUGUCAUCUGGGAAGACACGUUGCGAAGGCUGCGUGACCCCGAAGACUGGAAUCAGGACAGCGCAGUUUGUGAGAAAUUCGCGGAUUACUUGGAGAAGUGGGUCUUGCAGAAGAAAGGCUUGUGGUGGAGCGCAGAUUGGCAGAGUGGUCUCGGUCAAGUGUGCCCGGGUUACGGUACUUAUGUGUCGAAUUCCCAAGAGCGGGCUUGGCGUUCGAUCAAAGGUCUUUUCAAGAAAGGCUUCCGACACCAGGAUGUCAGCCAAUUGGUGCGUGAAACAGCAGUGACCCUGCAGACUCUGGUGCGCGGAGGACAGUAUGCCAAAGCAUGCUUUCAAAUCGAGGAGCCUCCUGAGUCACUUGCGUACAGUGCGAAAAGGUUAAAGUCCGAGCAAGAUGAUGAAGGAAUCCAAUCCCACCGGCUCACAUUGGACUUGAUGCAGCAGUGGCGAGAUAAGGAAGGUGACGCAAACACCUUUCUCAAGUACGAGACUGCGGGCCGCAUCGGGUCGACUGUCGGACGGUGGACAUUACUUCAGUCAUCGUUAUGCCAAAGUACAAAUUGGAGUAUGCCAAGAACAAGAAAACGGACAUGGUGCAGCGGUUGGACUUGGCACUUUGUUCUUUGUAUGAAGAUGGUGAAGCUGCUUUUCGCACUGCUUUGGGAAACCCAAGGCAGUGGUCCUUUUCCAUGCAUAAAAAAUUGUUCUACAAGUACACUGUGA
Symbiodinium sp. CCMP2592 is the source of this 1140-nucleotide messenger RNA. NCBI's taxonomy places the organism in Eukaryota, Dinophyceae, Suessiales, Symbiodiniaceae. The record is from the annotation of a GenBank genome assembly.